This is a messenger RNA of Gaeumannomyces tritici R3-111a-1, 189 nucleotides long. RefSeq lists its product as hypothetical. Gene Ontology annotation, molecular function: protein binding. The record is from RefSeq and is a predicted model, not a curated record. The annotation marks the transcript as partial. NCBI's taxonomy places the organism in Eukaryota, Fungi, Ascomycota, Sordariomycetes, Magnaporthales, Magnaporthaceae. The transcript is spliced from 2 exons.
AUGGCACCUCUCUAUUCCUCUUUGCGGGCCAUGGCAGACAUGGAGAAAUAUUCCGACCUUACGAUAACUUGUCAGGGCCGGGUCUUCCACGUCCACCGCAUCAUCCUCUGCUCUCAGUCCAAGUUUUUCGAAAAGGCUUGUGGAGGACCUUUCAAGGAGGCAUCCACCAACACGAUCGAUCUGCCGGAG